Messenger RNA from Aspergillus calidoustus, 2196 nucleotides. The record is from the annotation of a GenBank genome assembly. Lineage: Eukaryota; Fungi; Ascomycota; Eurotiomycetes; Eurotiales; Aspergillaceae.
AUGGCAACCAUCACAGUCGCCCAGACUGUUCCUCCUCCUCCAUUUCUCGAAAACCUCGACCGAUCUCGCUGGAGGCUGAAAAACGAAAACGGUCGCCAUACGUGGCAUUAUCUCGAAGACGACAAUGCCGCUCGAUGCUGGCCACAAACCCUAGCAGACAAGUACUACUUAGGGCUUCCUCUGAACCUACCCCACCUUCAACCAGCACAAACCCCUCUCGAUGCCGUCAAAAACGGCUUCACGUUUUUUGAGAAACUCCAACUGAGACCAGGAAACUGGGGUUGCGAAUACGGCGGACCCAUGUUCCUCCUUCCGGGAGUUGUGAUAGCGUGGGUUGUGACAAACACGCCUAUACCCCCUGCAUAUGCGACGGAGAUGCGAAACUAUCUCUUUGCGCGCGCUCAUCCAACACAAGGCGGCUGGGGUCUCCACGUGGAAGGCGAGAGCACCGUCUUUGGAACUGCUCUCAACUAUACCGCCUUGAGACUCCUUGGUGUGGACGCCGAAGACCCCGUCAUGGUGAAAGCACGUGGCUUGCUUCAUCAGCUCGGUGGCGCACUCAACGCGCCGCAUUGGGGGAAGUUCUGGCUGGCGAUUUUGGGCGUGUGUCGCUGGGAGAUUGUCAACCCUGUCCCACCGGAGACGUGGCUAUUGCCGGAUUGGAUACCUCUGGCCCCUUGGCGAUGGUGGGUGCACAUGCGUCAAGUAUUUCUGCCCAUGUCGUACAUAUGGUCACGAAAGUGGACAAUGCCCGAAACACAGGUUGUUAGGGACUUGAGGAAGGAACUUUUUACUCAGCCGUGGGAGAGUAUUGAAUGGGCCGCUCAUAGGAAUACCAUCGCUGCUGUGGACAACUACCACCCCAAAUCAUGGUUGCUCAACACAGUGAACUUUGUGCUUUCUGAUAUAUGGUUUCCUUAUCUCCGGCCACACAGUCUCGUCAAACGGGCCGAGGAUUGGGUUAGUAAACUUGUCGAUAUGGAGGACGCCAACUCAGAUUAUUCUGACUUGGCUUCGGUUAAUGGACCCAUGAAUAUGAUUGUUUGUUAUGUUCGUGAUGGACCAGAUGCAUACUCAGUCCGUCGACAUCAGGAACGCCUCGAGGACUUUCUUUGGGUAAACAGUGAAGGUAUGCUGGUCAACGGGACGAAUGGCGUGAUGUGCUGGGAUACCGCGUUUGCCAUCCAAGCAGCCCAUGCUGCCGGUAUAGCUCUGGAUACCCGCUGGAGACCGAUGUUGACACGCGCACUGGAGUUUCUCGACGCUCAGCAAAUCCGAGAAGACUGCGAUGAAGCCGACAUCUGCUACCGUCACAAGCGCAAAGGAGGCUGGACAUUCAGCAACAAGGAUCAAGGGUACGCUGUGAGCGAUUGUAUUUCAGAGGCCCUUAAAGCGGUUAUCCUCCUACAGAAAACUCCGGGAUAUCCGCAAUUGCUGGACGAUCAGAGGAUUUUUGAUGCGGUUGACGCCCUCUUGACGUACCAGAAUCAGUCUGGAGGUUGCGCUUCUUAUGAGCCAACAAGAGGGAGCCAAUAUCUGGAGAUGCUCAACGCGGCAGAAGUAUUUGGCGGCAUCAUGGUCGAAUACGACUAUCCAGAAUGCACGACGGCUGUUGUUACCGCCAUAUCUCUGUUCAGCAAGUACUGGCCUGAAUAUCGAACUGCGGAGAUUCAGGCGUUCAUUCAGCGCGCACUAGCAUACAUUAAGCGAACUCAGCGCCCAGAUGGAAGUUGGUACGGUAGCUGGGGUGUAUGUUUCACGUAUGGAACAAUGUUCGCCCUCGAGAGUCUGGCGUCGGUAGGAGAGACAUACCACAAUAGCGCUCGUGUCCGGCGAGCAUGCGAGUUUCUGAUAUCGAAGCAAAGGGAAGAUGGCGGAUGGUCUGAGAGCUUUAAGAGCUGCGAAAAAAUGCAAUAUAUUGAGCACCCAUCAGGGUCCCAGCUAGUGCAGACAUCAUUCGCCAUUGUCGGACUCAUGAAAGCGGACUACCCAUUUGUCGACCCGAUCAAGAAGGGCAUACAGUUAAUCAUGGACCGACAACAGCCCAACGGCGAGUGGCUACCAGAGGCAAUUGAGGGAAUCUUCAACAAAAGCUGCGCGAUUACGUAUCCGAACUACAAAUUCAUCUUUACGACGCUGGCGCUGGGCAUGUACGCGCAGAAGUAUUCGAAGGAGGCUACGGCGCAGGGUUCUUGA